CUGUGGUCUGUAUUUUGUAAUGUACGAUUCGUAUGCUUGUAAUGUAUCGAUAGAUCGAAACCUAAACCGCUAGACGCGAAAUUGGCAGUUGUACAUUGUUUGUGCAUUUGUGGUGUGCAGUGCCAGAUCGAAGAGAAAAGGGUACAUGGGACAAAAAAAAAAUCAGAACUGUAGCGUUGACUCUAAUGAAUUUCGCCUAAGAGAAUUGCAGACUUUUGAAAGAAAGAAAAUACACAAAAAUGAGCCGGAAAGAAGCUUUGUCACAGUUCAUCCAGCAGAUACAUGGGCGCCCUGUAGUUGUCAAGCUGAACAGUGGAGUUGAUUACCGAGGAGUUCUUGCCUGUCUUGAUGGUUACAUGAACAUUGCAUUAGAACAGACUGAAGAAUAUGUGAACGGUCAGUUGAAAAACAAGUAUGGUGAUGCAUUUAUCCGAGGGAAUAAUGUUUUAUACAUAAGUACUCAGAAGAGGAGAAUAUGAUUGAAAUUUGCCUUAAUUUCUCUUUGUUUUGUUAUACCAUGAAGAUUUUUUUAAUGUAGAAUUGAAAUUGUAAUAUGAUAACUACUUUGUGAAUGAAAUAAAGUGUCAA
Messenger RNA from Schistocerca gregaria, 588 nucleotides. Its product is annotated as U6 snRNA-associated Sm-like protein LSm6. Bases 240 to 479 code for a protein of 79 amino acids. The transcript has 2 exons. The record is from RefSeq and is a predicted model, not a curated record. Gene Ontology annotation, biological process: mRNA splicing, via spliceosome; maturation of SSU-rRNA. Lineage: Eukaryota; Metazoa; Arthropoda; Insecta; Orthoptera; Acrididae. Gene Ontology annotation, cellular component: U6 snRNP; sno(s)RNA-containing ribonucleoprotein complex; U4/U6 x U5 tri-snRNP complex. Gene Ontology annotation, molecular function: RNA binding.